Kalmanozyma brasiliensis GHG001 is the source of this 2268-nucleotide messenger RNA. RefSeq lists its product as uncharacterized. Bases 1 to 2268 code for a protein of 755 amino acids. The record is from RefSeq and is a predicted model, not a curated record. Lineage: Eukaryota; Fungi; Basidiomycota; Ustilaginomycetes; Ustilaginales. The transcript has a single exon.
AUGUCGGCUCAGGUCCCGUUCCCUGGUCAGUCGGGCCAAUCUGGUGACCUUUCGGAUCUCAAGAUCGACCUCCCACGCAACGCCACCUCGUCUGCCAAGGAGGAUGCCGCCGUCGCAGCCGCCUCCAACGUCAGCGCAACAUCGGCAGCGCCUGCAUCCAACCAUCGCCGUCAAGGCUCCUACCAGGCUACCGAUAAGCCUGCUACUGUCCCUGCUGGCUGGCACCAUCAUCCCCGCCAACCAGGUCCACACUCCGAGGGCUACUUCCCUGGCGGUUCGGCAGGCGUACCAAAGACACCCAGCAGCCUCUCAAUGCGCGUCCACGGUCGAGCCCAGAGCAGCGCGGGCAGUGGUCCAUCAGCUCAUCCAUUCAACCUCAAUCUCGCUUCUGCCCAUCCUAACGUCGAUGGCCACCACGCCGGGCCCAGCAGUCUCAGCCUCUCCCACCACCCUGGCCUGCACGGCCUCGGCAAUGGCGGUGGAUACAGCGCUGGUCCACCCAGUCCCAGCACCCUCACCGAUGUCAUCCUCGGCCUCCAUAGCACCUUCUACUCCUGCAAACGCAAACCUGAAGAGGUCAAAGAGAUGGUCUGGCGCUACUACGAGAGCGGCGCCGUCUUCGAAUCUCCCUUGCUCUCCGCACACGGAAGGAACCAGAUUGCCAACCAGUUCAUGAUGGCUUUCGCUUUGCCAGGCAUGGACGUUCAAUCUGAGCUUCGUGAUGUUAUCUGCUCCGAUUUCGAGUUUGAUGGAACACGAGCGGGUAUCAUCGACCACACGAUCACCGUCACUCUCUUCCCUUCGCUCUUUGGUUCGUCCGUGCCCAAGCCAUCUGCCGAUCCCAACGCCAGCGACGUCAACCGCACGCCUCGCGCAUCUUCAUCGCAUCCCAUGUCUGCGUCCGCCUAUCCCAUGACUCCUCACCCCUUCAUCGAUUAUGGUGGCAGCAGUGCCUACUCACGAGUCGCCAGUCACCCGCAGAGCCCUACCACGCCCUUCAGCAUCUCGAGCGUCUGGGGUGGGUCGAGGCCACACACACCCGGCCACGGUGGCAUGCGUCCGCUCUCGGGCACGCAGCCACACGCUACCAACACGCCUCCCAGCGUCAACGGCGAAGACUUCGGGGCCACACCCUCCUCUGCUGCCACGCCGACCGCCAACUCGAUCCUCAACAGCCUCACCAACGGCGCCAACGGACACCACUACGUCGAUGCCGAGGCUGUGCAGCAACAAUUGGCUUCACGUCCACCUAUCCCAGCCGAUGCUCUCACGCCGCACUGGAGCAGUGAGGGCUUGGGCCGAUCCACCUUCCGAGCGCUGCUUUGGUCGCUCUUCCACCCCAGAGCCGCGCUCAAGUCGUUGUUCAGCAUCCAGCUGCGUGUCAUGAGCCGCCUCGAGUUCAACGACGCUGGUCUGAUCGUCCGACAUGAGGACACCUGGGGCCUGCGCGAGACCAUCGAGGGUGUGAUCCCUUUUGCAUCCCUCAUCUAUUCAAUCGAGCGCAGGUUGGUCGGCUUCCUCGUCUCGUGGGCCAUCGCCAAGGGAUUCAAACUGUCUUCCGUCUUGCUGCACAAGGCCAUUCCAGGCGCAUCCUCGUCGUCGACCGACCUCGAACCGCACUCGUCUACUGGCGCUGGAUACCAGAUCAGCCAGCACGAUGCCGAGGCCAUGUUUACUCACCCUCACUUGCAGCAUCUUGGCCGUGCCCCAGCGCGAGAGUUCCAGACCAUCUCUCGAUCGCGGGCUCCGUCCCCCACUCGUUUCCGCUUUGGCAGCACUGCGGGCUUGUCGGGAGGCGGUACUGUAACAGGCACACGCACCAGGACGAGGUCCGGCUCGCACUCGAUGGCGCCUUCGCGUGCCAUGUCGACCGACAACCUCGCGUCGCACUUUGCCUCUGCCUACGCCACUCCGCACACGGCGGGCGCCAUCGACUCGCGCCGCUCGGCGGAUUUUCCGCCCGACAGUAGCGCCAAGUUCAGGGAGCGGUCUGCAAAGAGACUAGACGGCGGACGCGCUACCAGCACCAACUCAGCUCCUGGCUCCGCGCUGCCUUCUUCCAUGUCGAACGCUUCCAACAUCAGUGGGUACGACGGCGUCGAGUUUGGUUCCGGUGGCGCUGCGGCAGGGGGAGGACCGGCAGCGAACCUGGUCAACAUGUGGGAGCACUUUUCGGCCCAGUCGCGCCCGCAGUCUAAGGCCGCGUCGGUGGUUUCGAACGAUGAUUCUAGAGGUGCAUUGCGUGCGCCAGAUCAGGACCAGCAGUAG